Molecule: messenger RNA, 3597 nt
Organism: Octodon degus (degu)
Lineage: Eukaryota; Metazoa; Chordata; Mammalia; Rodentia; Octodontidae
Gene: Helq
Product: helicase, POLQ like
Exons: 18
Coding region: 229-3525 (1098 amino acids)
Molecular function (GO): ATP binding; nucleic acid binding
Source: RefSeq, a predicted model, not a curated record
GGGGCGCGCUCCAGGUGUCGGGUGUUGGGGACAAGAUGUGACGGAAUGCACCUGUGCUAGCAGCCCUGCUUCCGGUUCGGGACUCCAGAGAAUAAAUUUGAGGUGGAUGGAGAUGUGGGCACAGUUUUUUCCCUUCGCUGCCGCCGCACCCCCAGUCAUGCUCCGCAGCCCGUGAGUUUGGCGGCUGGAUCUCCCGGAACGCCAUCGGGCGGGACCUCAGAACGCGCCAUGGAGGAAGGCGCGUCCCGCAUCCGCCGGCGGGUAUCCGUCCACAAGAGGACCCGGCCCGGCUCGGCCAGCGCGUGCGCCGCCCCUGCCGAGGCCGAGCGCGCGCCCGGGGAGGCCGAGGAGGAGGAGGAAGAGGGCGCCGGGGCCCGGCGGAGAAAGACCGCGCAGCCCGCGGAGGCGCAGCCCGCGGAGGCGCAGCCGGCCGAGGUACACCCGGCAGGCAGCUCUCGGCCAUCCCGUUCACCUGGGCAGACCCCGGUCAUUCCGACCUCGCAGCAACCCGGGGCUGGAGACCAGCAUUAUGACAGUGAAGAGGACAUGUUUGGUGACUAUGAUAGCUUUAGUGAAAAUUCCAUUUUGGCUCAAGUUGAGGACCUGGAACAGAGAUAUAUGCAACUUCCUGAACAGGGAAAACAUGCUACAGACUUGGCCAGUGAAGAUCUUCACUCAGAGAGCAUCAAAAACGAACUCAGUGUUACUCAUGUAAGUGACUUUACUGAAUGCAAAACCAAUGAGCAGACAGAGAACCAGACUGGGGGUGAAGAUGCCGCUGCUGAACCUGGAGAUGAUCCUUUGUAUGAUGUACCAUCUUCCCAAGUUUUAUGUUUUGACGACCUGCAGAGCUCUUCAGAUGAUUUGCACCACCAGUCCACACAAGAAAGGGACAGGAGCUCAUCCUCUCACAAGACUGGGAAUGAAGAAUUGCAACACCAGCCAAAUGAUGAAAUGUCUUCUAAAGUCCAAACUAGUUCAGACACAAAUAGGAGAAAAAGUAUUAAGGAUUUUCUAAAAAGCGCCAUGACUGGAAAUGCUAAGGCCCAAAUACCAGUAUUUUCUAGGAAUAAACAGCUCAAAGAGGCACUCCUUUCUGAAGAGAUGAAUGUUGCUAAGGAGACAAUUGAGUCAUCAUCCAGUGACCUUGGUCCCUUCUAUUCAUUACCCAGCAAAGUGAGAGACCUUUAUGUUCAGUUCAAAGGAAUUGAAAAGUUAUAUGAAUGGCAACAUACCUGCUUAACACUGAGUUGUGUGCAAGAACGAAAAAAUUUAAUUUAUUCCUUGCCAACAAGUGGUGGGAAAACCCUUGUAGCUGAGAUCUUAAUGCUACAGGAAUUACUUUGCCGGCGAAAAGAUGUUUUAAUGAUUCUUCCAUAUGUGGCACUUGUUCAAGAAAAGAUUUCAGGUUUAUCAAGUUUUGGUAUAGAACUCGGUUUCUUUGUUGAAGAAUACGCGGGAAGCAAAGGAAGAUUUCCCCCAACUAAAAGAAGGGAAAAGAAGUCACUGUACAUUGCCACAAUUGAGAAAGCACAUAGCCUGGUGAACUCCUUGAUUGAAACCGGAAGAAUCAGUAGUCUGGGUCUGGUUGUCGUAGAUGAGUUGCACAUGAUUGGUGAAGGGAGCCGUGGCGCGAUACUGGAAAUGACCCUCGCAAAAGUCAUCUACACAAGCAAAACAACUCAAAUUAUUGGUAUGAGCGCAACGUUAAACAAUGUCAAGGACCUGCAGGAGUUUCUUCAAGCAGAAUAUUACAGCAGUCAGUUUAGACCAGUUGAAUUAAAAGAAUAUCUGAAAAUAAAUGAUACAAUAUAUGAAGUGGACAGCAAAGCUGAAAGCAGCAUGACUUUCUCACGCCUCCUCCAUUAUAAGUAUUCUGAUUCCCUGAGAAAGAUGGAUCCCGAUCACUUGGUGGCUUUGGUAACGGAGGUUAUACCCAAUUAUUCCUGCUUAGUUUUUUGUCCCAGUAAGAAGAACUGUGAAAAUGUAGCAGAAAUGUUGUGCAAAUUUUUAGACAAGGAAUACCUGAAGCACAGAGAGAAGGAGAAGUGUGAGCUGAUGAAGAACUUAAGGAGCAGCAGCAGCGGCCACCUGUGUCCUAUCCUGAGGCGCACUGUGCCCUUUGGGGUCGCCUACCACCACGGUGGCCUCACAGGCGAGGAGCGAAAGCUGCUGGAGGAGGCCUACUCGGCCGGUGUCCUCUGCCUUCUCACCUGCACGUCCACCCUGGCAGCGGGGGUCAACCUGCCCGCACGGAGAGUUAUUUUAAGAGCUCCCUACGUUGCUAAAGAAUUUUUAAAGAGGAAUCAAUAUAAACAGAUGAUUGGCAGAGCUGGCCGUGCUGGAAUAGAUACCACUGGGGAAAGUAUACUUAUAUUGCAAGAAAAAGACAAGCAAAAGGUCUUGGAGCUAAUAACCAGACCACCAGAAAACUGUUACAGUCAUCUUGUUCAGCAAUUCACCAAGGGAAUCCAAGCUUUGUUUCUCUCUUUGAUUGGCUUGAAGAUUGCAACAAAUCUUGGUGACAUAUAUAACUUCAUGAAUGGUACAUUUUUUGGUGUUCAGCAAAAGAUUUUAUUGAAAGAAAAAAGCCUCUGGGAAAUGACUGUCGAAUCACUUAGAUAUCUGACAGAAAAAGGGCUCCUCCAGAAAAAGCCUGUUUCAGAGUCUGGCGAAGAGUUGCAAUGUCAUUUUCAUAUUACAAAAUUGGGGCGAGCUUCUUUUAAGGGAGCAAUCGACCUGGCUUACUGUGACACUCUCUACAGAGACCUGAAGAAGGGUCUGGAAGGGCUGGUGCUUGAAAACCUCCUUCAUCUGAUCUACCUGACAACUCCUUAUGAUCUGGUUUCUCAGUGUGACCCUGAUUGGAUGAUAUACUUCAGGCAGAUCAGUCAACUCACCCCCGCUGAGCAAAACGUAGCCACACUCCUUGGCGUCUCCGAAAGCUACAUCGCAAAGAAGGCCUCAGGUCAAACCACCAGGAAGAAAGUGGACAAGAACAUUGUCAACAGACUCUACCUCUCUUUUGUCCUCUAUGCCUUGCUCAAAGAGACCAACGUUUGGAGCGUGUCUGAAAAAUUUAAUCUUCCUCGAGGAUCCGUACAAAAUCUGCUCACUGGCGCUGCUUCCUUCUCAUCCUGUGUGUUACAUUUCUGCGAGGAGCUUGAGGAGUUUUGGGUGUACAGAGCCCUUCUGGUGGAGCUUACCAAGAAGCUGACGUACUGCGUAAAGGCAGAGCUGAUUCCACUCAUGGAGGUCUCUGGAGUCUUAGAGGGUCGAGCAAAACAGUUGUUCAGUGCAGGUUACAGAAGUCUAAUGCACUUGGCCAGUGCGGAUCCUGAAGUGCUAAUAAGGACAAUCGAUCAUUUGUCACGACGCCAAGCCAGGCAAAUUGUUUCAUCUGCCAAGAUGCUGUUGCAGGAGAAGGCGGAAGCUUUGCGAGAAGAGGUGGAGGAGUUGCUGAAGGUACCUGCUGAUGUCCCCAGUGCUGCGGCCUCUCCAGCCCAAACGCCUAAAGCAACCUAGUGCACAAUUUUAAGUUCCAAUAGCUGUAUUUAUUGCAUGUGUUUUAUUAAAGAUUCCCUACCCUCUGUAAAU